Messenger RNA from Entrophospora sp. SA101, 2961 nucleotides. The record is from the annotation of a GenBank genome assembly. Lineage: Eukaryota; Fungi; Glomeromycota; Glomeromycetes; Entrophosporales; Entrophosporaceae.
AUGGAACCAAAGUCACCAAAAUCUACAGACACAGCAGCAACAAUAGCAUCAUUAUCAUCAAGAAUUACUCUAUUGGAAGAUGAAUUAGAAGAAGCCGGUAAAGAAAUGGCUGAAAAUAUUAGACGUGAGGUGGAAUUACAAAUGGAAUUGGAUUGUGUUAUUGCGCAGAAAGAAGAAGACAUUCAAGCUGCCACUGAACCUUUAGUAAACAAAAUAUCACAGCUAGAAACUGAACUAUCAUAUUCCACUUCUUCCUCUGGUAGUGAUGGUAGUGGUUAUAAUUCAGGAUUCAGUUCACCAACACAUAGUAACCAUGAAUAUUAUAAUAUAGAAAGGAUAAAACAGGAAAUUAACAAUAAACAUUUAAAUGAAUUAGAAGAAAUUAUGGAACAAAAUAAAAAAACCGUGGAGAAGUUAAAUAGCGAAAAUAGCGAAAAUGAAAAAAAAUUAGAAAAUUUUGAGGUUGAAAUAAGGAAUUUGCAAAAUGAAAUUGGAAAUCGCGAAUCGGAGGUUGGAAAUUUAAAAAAGGAAAAUAAAUUACUAAUAGGCGAAAAGAAUUUAUUGAGUUCUGAACAAUUAGAAAACCUCAAAAUUGAGAAAUCAAGAGAAAUGGAAAAUUUACAAAAAAUUAAUCUUGAUGAAGUUGCAAACCUUGAAAGUAAACUUUUGAAUGCUAGCAAUAAACUUGCCUCCAUCGAAAAUUCCUUCCAAGAAUUAAAUUCCAAAUAUCAACAAUGCACGCAAAAUAAUUCGCAAGCAUCAACCGAACUGAUUUCCGCAUAUGAAAAAGUUCAAGAAUUUGAAGAUAAAAAUAGAAUUCUAGAAAAAAAUUGCGAGGAAUUGUUCGACGAGAAAAUAAAACUGAAUGCCGAGAAAGAAAUGUUCCUAAAAGAUAUCCAGAAAAUAAAACUUGAGAAAUCGGAAUUGGAAAAUGAGCUUAAGGAAUCGCACGGCAAAUUGGACGAAUUCAUGAAAUCCAUGAAAGAGAAAUGGGAAUCGCAAUAUCGAGAUCUUGAACAAAGACAUCAAGAAACUGAGUCAAAGCUGGAAGAAACUGAGUCAAAGCUGAAAGAAUCUGUCGAGAGAAAUGAACUUAUUUAUGAAGAAUUGAUGAAAGAAAAAGAAAAAGAAAAAUCGAAUGAAAUGAAUCACGAACAGUUGAACGAGAGAUUGAGAGCGUUGGAAAAACAAAACAAAGAGAAAAUUAAAGAAUUAAAGAAUCUUCAAUCGUUGAUCAAGUCAGAAAAUGAGCGAUGGAAAGAUAAGGAGGAGAAUUUUAUGAUAAACUACGAAAAAUUGGAAUUGAAAUUUAAACAAAAAGAAUCCGAAUACGAUAUUAUAAAUGAUGAGUUGGAAUUUAUUACGGCCGAGAACAAAUCCAUCAAGCAAAAAUUGUUUGACAACGACAAGGAGAAAAUAUUGAUCGAUCGAGAGAAAAGACAGAUUGAGAUCGAAUUCAAGAAAUUGCUGGAAGAGAAAGAAAAUCUUUCCAAACAAUUGGACGAAAUCGAAAAUCAAUAUCAAGAAGAAAUUUCAAUUAUUGCCAAAGAAAUGCAAAGAAGAUUAGAAUCAACUAGUAAAUUACUUCAAAAAAUAACAAAUUUGGAAAGUUCUCUAAAAUCUUCUAGGCUUGAAUGCAAAAAAUUGAAUGAAAAAUUGGCGGAAAUUCAACUCGAUCAUUUCGAAGCAGUUAACGAGAAAAACAAAGUAAUUGAAGAAAAAUUCGAAGCUCAAAAGAAAAUCGAAUCGUUAGAAUCUAGACUUGAAAGUCUUAAUAAAUUAUCAGGUUUGGAAAAGAAAGACUUGAGAUUAAUGGAAAAAUAUCAUGAAGUGUUGGCUAAAAAUAUGGAGUUAACAAUUCAAUUAACUAUGAAGGCUCUAAUUCUUGUUGGAGGGUUUGGUACUAGACUUCGUCCUCUUACCCUCACACUUCCAAAGCCUUUAGUAGAGUUUUGUAACAAACCAAUGAUAUUGCAUCAAAUAGAAGGUCUUGUUAAGGUUGGAGUAAAAGAUAUUGUUUUGGCCGUUAAUUAUCGACCAGAGAUUAUGGUUAAUCUUUUGCAAAAAUACGAAGAAAAAUAUAAUGUCAAGAUUACGUUCUCAGUUGAAGAAGUACCUUUAGGAACUGCUGGUCCUCUUGCUUUAGCUAAAAAAACACUUGGAAAAGAUCAAUCACCUUUUUUUGUUUUAAAUAGUGAUAUCAUUUGCGAGUAUCCAUUUGAAGAAUUAAGAGAUUUUCACAUUGCACAUGGAAAUGAAGGAACCAUUGUUGUCACAAAGGUAGAAGAACCUUCAAAAUAUGGUGUGAUUGUUAAUCAUGCCGAUUCAACUUGUAUUGAAAGAUUUGUUGAGAAACCUACAGAAUUUGUUAGUAACAAGAUCAACGCAGGAAUUUAUAUUUUUAAUCCUUCUAUACUAGAUAGAAUUGAGCUUAGACCAACCUCAAUUGAAAAAGAGAUUUUCCCAAAUAUGGCAAAAGACACUCAAUUGCAUUCAUUCGAUCUUGAAGGUUAUUGGAUGGAUGUAGGUCAACCAAAAGAUUUCUUAACUGGUACAUUCCUAUAUCUCUCCAAUCUUGCAAAAAAACAACCUAAUCUUUUGGCCAGUUCUGCUUGUGAUUACAUAUAUAAAGGUAACGUGUUGGUUGACGAGACCUCUCAGAUAGGUACUGAUUGUAAAAUUGGUCCAAAUGUCACAAUUGGUCCAAAAGUUGUAAUUGGAAACGGUGUCAGAUUAGAAAAUUGUGUUAUAUUAGAAGGUGCUCGUAUCAAAGAUUAUGCUUGGGUAAAAAAUAGUAUCAUUGGAUGGCAUUCCUCACUUGGAAAAUGGACACGUCUUGAAGGAGUGUCUGUGUUAGGAGAUGAUGUAAGUGUCAAUGAUGAGAUUUAUGUAAAUGGAGGUAAAGUUUUGCCACAUAAAUGUAUCAGCGCUAAUGUUACAGAACCUCAAAUUAUAAUGUAA